This is a messenger RNA of Cuscuta campestris, 3070 nucleotides long. NCBI's taxonomy places the organism in Eukaryota, Viridiplantae, Streptophyta, Magnoliopsida, Solanales, Convolvulaceae. The record is from the annotation of a GenBank genome assembly.
AGCUAUUACCAAAGAGAACUUAUAUUAAUACCAUGAAAAAAGAAAUCCAAUGGCUACUCAUCUUGAUCCAAUGGCUACUGUUCACUCUUCAGGAUAAUCCCAACUGGUUCGAGCUCUCCAAAGAGAAGAAGCGUUCCCCAGCGAUUAGGGUUUCUCCUUUCUUUUCCUCUCUCCAGUCUCCAUGUCCGGGGCCCCUUUCUCUAGCUGCUGUGAAUGAUUGAUCGAUGGAAGCGAAUCUCAUGGCUGAUUAUCUUCCGGCUUACAUAGAUCGUCGCCCAAAGAAACGUGCCAGAUUAGAUUGGGACCCUUCUCAUACGCCAAAGGCUCAGCCAGGGAUAUAUUAUGGGCAAGAGGUUGGCAGUGUGUCAAGCUUUGCACACGGAAGAUUAUUUUCUCAUCAUGAAAAUGCAUAUGUUAAGAGUCUGGCUCAAAAAGGCUCUCCCCCUUGGCGAGAUGAUGACAAAGAUGGGCAUUACAUAUUUGAGCUGGGAGAGAAUUUAACUACCCGCUGUAAUCAUGUUACUUUCCCAUGCCAAAAUGUCCCAUUUUAAUAUAUAAUUGGAUUCUGUAUGUAUAACGCUCACCAUGAACAACUAUGCGUUUUAUGUUCCCUUUUUCCAUAAUAUUUUUCUGACUUUUAUUUGCAAAUGAGAAAGGAUUACUUGGAGGUUAUCUUGUGUGGUCAUCACUGAAAACAAAGCUAAGCAAAUGAUAUUUUUCACAUCUCUUUGUGUAGUGUAGACGUGUAGUGUUCUUUUUAAAUUGCUAUCAAAUGCAAGAAGACUUGUACUUUCAUAAUAUAUUUCAGUUUUCUUAGAUACAAAUGAACCAAAGAUGAGCUUCAUGAUAAAUCUGAAAAAUAUAUUCUUACCAAAUGUCCAUCAUGGACAUUACGUACCUCUAAUUUCCUUCAAAAUGAGGCUAGGUAUAUCAACCAACAAGCCAGUUCUUUCUUACUUUAUGCCCUUAAUGGCUUAGUUUUAUGCCUGCAUUUUAAAAUUAUUCUGCUCUUAUCAUUUACAGUUCAAGUCAACUUAAUUAUGAGUUGUAUUAUGAUGUCAAUAUCCUUAUUCCUUAAAUUAAUUUGUGUUCAUUACGUAGGAUUUAAGGAAUAUAAAUAAAUUAGCGGUUUUACUUGUUUGAUACUUUUAAAUAGUGUCCUUAUUUUGUACUUCUACCUUUUUUUUGCAGAUAAGAUCCUCCGGAAGAUUGGGGAAGGUACCUUUGGUCAAGUUCUGGAAUGCUGGGAUAGGCAACAGAAAGAGUUGGUAGCCAUAAAAAUUGUCCGCAGCAUUAAAAAAUAUCGCGAGGCAGCAAUGGUAGAAAUUGAUGUGCUUCAGUUGCUUGGAAGAUAUGAUAGAAGUGGCAGUCGGUAAGUGUAUAUCUGUUUUAUCUACUCGCUUGGCUUUUGAUUUGAUGUUGUGAUUAAAAGAGUUCAUUCCUUGCAGUUGUGUUCAAUUACGGAACUGGUUUGAUUACCGUAACCAUAUAUGUUUAGUAAGUAUAUUGCUAAUUCAUGGUAACCUCCUUGCCCUGGCUUUCAAAAUAUUAUAGGGACUUAAGGCUUGUCAAUGAAUUUAAAUGCCUUUAACAGGUGUUUGAGAAGCUUGGACCGAGUUUAUUCGAUUUCCUACGGAAAAACAAUUAUCGCUCAUUUCCAGUUGAUCUAGUUCGUGAGAUUGCCGGACAACUGUUGGAAUGUGUAGCAUGUGUGUAGUCAGAUUCUGCCAUUUUUUAUCUUUGCCAUUCCGAUGGCUUUGUGUUCUCUAGGACCACCAUGUUUUGAAUGCUAUCCUUUUCUUUUAGCUACUUAGCUCUACAGUUCUUUGUAUUUGUUUCAAAGCUAAAGCUUCAAUCAUUCUGUUAGCACACUGCUUUCUUUUCAUGUUAAUGUGCAUAUAUCUUGAGUUAAAAUGUUUCUGGUUCUUGAUUUUUUCAAAUUUUUUUUCCCAGUCAUGCAUGAUAUGCGGCUUAUACACACUGAUCUGAAGCCUGAGAAUAUACUCUUUGUAUCUCCGGACUACAUAAAGCUGCCUGACUAUAAGGUUGCACCAUGGCCACCUAGAGAUGGAUCGUUUUAUAAGAGAUUACCAAAAUCAAGUGCUAUUAAAGUAAUUGAUUUUGGUAGCACAGCAUAUGAGCGAAAAGACCACAAUUAUAUUGUCUCAACUAGACACUAUCGCGCGCCUGAGGUUAUUCUUGGUCUUGGAUGGAGUUACCCAUGUGACAUGUGGAGUGUUGGUUGUAUAUUGGUGGAAUUAUGCGCGGGUGAAGCUUUGUUUCAAACACAUGAGAACUUAGAGCAUCUUGCCAUGAUGGAGAGGGUUUUGGGUCCUUUUCCACCUCAAAUGUUGAAAAGAGUUGGUCGACAUGCUGAGAAAUAUGUGAAAAGGGGUAGACUUGACUGGCCCGAAGGUGCAGUCUCCAGGGAUAGCAUUAAGGCUGUCAUGAAAUUGCCCCGUCUUCAGAAUUUGGUGAUGCAGCACGUGGACCAUUCAGCAGGUGACCUCAUUGACCUUUUGCAAGGGCUCCUUCGAUACGACCCUACCAUUAGGACAACAGCUCGCAAUGCACUCAAGCAUCCUUUUUUCACCUGUGACCAUUUGAGGAGGUUGUAAAAGGGCACCGUGGAUGAUUUGUUCCUCUACAACACAUCAAGGUGCGUAUUAUUGCACCUCGCCUUUGCUUUUUGAGUGGAUUCCUUGAAAAGUGGAACUCGUUCGCCCCAAGUCUUUAGAGCCUCGCGUAAAUGAUGUCAUCCUGAGAAAGUCCCUCGGUUCCCAUGUUGUGAUCUCGUGGUUCUGGUGUCAUUGCACCCAUAAGUUUUGUUAGAGCAGUUUUUUUCGCCCCCCAAAAUCGAAUCUUAUUUGCGAAUGUACAAUUAGUGUGUAAGUUUGUUUAUUAUAUGUCAAUUAAUAAUAAAGCAUGAUUGGUUUUUUUUAGAAUUACGGAUGUCUACUCUUAAAGACACUUUUGCCCUUAAGCGGAGUCGUGAACUUUGGAAAAUCAUGUACGUAGUACUCCGUAUGUUUUAGCAAGAACUGUGUCGAGUUAGGAUUGGGAAGGAUGU